CUGGAGCACGACUUUUAGUCGAAGAAAUCGACCCCGGGACUUAUUCUUUUUCACUAUGAGCAAACCCAAAUUUCACGACAUGCCACUGAUAUCUCGAGCAGUGAAAUACAAAAAAUACGUGGAAGAAAAACCACCUUCGGUAGCAUCAAAUAAUGUGACGAAAACAUUUGAAGACAUCAGUCGCCGCUUGAGCCAACGAAAGAAGUUGUUCCGCCAGCGUCGACGAAUUGUGAACGUUGAGUUUUCUCUUGCUAUGUUUGGCAUAAUUUUAAUGUUAAUUGAAACAGAAUUACAUUCCAGAAAUUACUACACGAAAUCAUCUCUCAUAUCGUUUUCUAUCAAAUUUUCAAUCUCUCUUUCAACAUUAGCUCUACUGGGUGCUAUAAUACUUUAUCACAUUACCGGCAUACGUUUAAGAAUGACCGCAAAUGGUUUGGAAGAUUGGCGACUGGCAACAGAUACGAGUACAUAUAUAAAAGUGUGUACGGAACUGAUAAUAUGUGCUAUACACCCUCCGCCAAUGAGCAUUCAAAUAGAAUUAUCUUUUAAAGAUGGUGAAAAUAAAAUGGUCAGUCUUGAUCCCUUUCUAUCCAUUUUGAUGUUGUUACGACUUUACAUCGUUGGCAAAUUUAUGGUGAUUCACAGCAAGUUAUACAGUGAUACUUCUACACAGAGUCUCGGUGCGCUCAAUAAAGUGAAAAUUAACUCUCCUUUUAUAUUCAAAGCUUUGAUGUCUACAAAACCAGGGACCACUUUGAUAGCUAUAAUGGUAAUCAUGUUCUUUGUGGAUAGCUGGGCGAUGAAGACAUGCGAAUUUUACUAUGCCAGUAAAAACGAGAAUAAUUUUUCCAACUCAAUGUGGUUGAUAGCAAUUACAUUCCUUACGGUUGGUUAUGGAGACGUGACACCAAAUAGUUCAUGCGGUCAGUUUAUUUGUGUAUGCACUGGGUUAAUGGGAGUUGGAACCACGGCUCUGCUUGUAGCAGUGAUUGCUCAGAAAAUUGAACAGACUAGAGCCGAGAAAUAUGUGCACAAUUUUGUGACAAGAGCGCAUCUUGACAAAUGUUACAGAAACGCGGCCGCAGACGUUGUGAAGCAGGUAAUGUUUUUGUGGUGUCAUCAUAAAGGCAAGAAAUUGUCGGAGCAGCGGUUGACCCCCGCUGGUUCACUGAAUUCUGUCAGUAGAAGCAAAUACACAGAUACUUUAAAACAUAGAAGCAAGUUACUGCAAUCUAUUCAACUAAUGCGGGUUGCCAAGAGCGAAAAUAUUACGUUGAGAGAAAGUGCCAUUGGAUUAAUAGAAUUGAGUAAGACUUUGGAAAACGUUCUUCGGAUGGUAGAUGAGUUGAACACUAAGCAAAACAACAUCUGUGAAAGGGUGGUGUCUCUAGAGACUAGCACAAACCAAAUAAAUGAUAAACUCGACGCAAUACAUAAUUUAUUGCUAGGUAAAUAAACGUAUUUAGAGAUUUACCAACAUUUUAAAAUUAGAGACUUACAAAAAGUUUAAAAAAAUAACAUUUUAAAAUUAACUAGCACCAGCCUGUCACGUUGUUAGACUAUUUUAGAGUUUCUUCCAUGAAUAUCAUUAUUAUACCUCAACAACAGACUCUCUAAACCACUCACAUUGCGGUUUAAUCAUCACAAAUUCCUCUCGUUAUCGUAGAGCUAAUUUUAAGUUUGAUAAAGUUUAAUAAAGUUUUGAUGUUAUCAUGUUAAUUUCUGUGGUUUUCGGCAUAUCUUGCUCUGCAAAGACUAACCUCGCCGAUUCCACCAAUCACUACACUUCAAAUAAAAGUUAGUGUGGCAUUACUACUGUUACCAUAAUGUGUGUAAUACAGUUAGCAAUGUCUCAGUUACAGUAGCUCUUGCUAUUUUAUCUCUAAUUUCCUCUUAUCUAGUAUUUGACUUUACUACACAUUUUGUAUUGUAGCAAUAGUUAAUGCUGAAGAAGGUGAUAGUUUAAAACAUUUGUGGAGGUUUCAAAAACCAUCGGUAGAAUAACAGCCGUGGAUGCUAUUAACAUAUAUUGGUUUUAAAAUAGCUAUUAGUGUUGUAAAAAACCCAUGACAUUCUAACAGUCGCUGAUACUAUAGAAAAUAGUUUUAAAACAUGUUGGUGUUGCGAAAAUGCGAAAAUGUUAACAGUUGUUUGAUGCUGUUAAUAAGUGAUGGCUUUGAAAUACCUGUUGAGAACAUCAUUGGUCUUGUAACAGUUGUUGAUACCAGCUGCAGAUGUUAAUUUCAAAACUUCUGCUGCUCGCUCUGGCAAACACUGUUGAUGUUGUAACUGCAGAUGCUCCCUUUUCAGGCACUGGCUUCCAAUCAUUUGUUGCUGUCAUUUCCAGUAUUGUUGGUUUUGUAACAGUUGCUGAUGCUGCAGUAGAUUUUUGUUCUAAAACAUCUGCUGCUAUUGGCAAGCAAAAUGCAAGAGGAAAGAAAAGAAAGAAACACCAUUGAUCCAGUUUAGCGAUGCAUGGAAUACUGAGGCAUGAUGACUUUCAGAAUAUUCAACUGCUUUUCUUUUUAGUGUCUCGCAGAGCAGUUCUUUGGUGCAGCAUUCUUCUUUACAAUGUAUUGUAGCAUAUUUUGUAAUGUUCUGUAAUGUUUAUUUCUUUGUGUGAUAUUGUGCAGUGAAGUAGUAUAUUGCAAUGUAUUUAUUUUUGUAAUUUGUUAGAGUGCAGUAAUAACUAUUAAUGUGUUGUGGCUUUGAAAUGUUUUAUUGUAGUAGUAGUAGUAGUAGUAGUAGUAGUAGUAGUAGUAGUAGUAGUAGUAGUUGUAGUAGUAUAGUAGUAGCAACAAUAGUAGUAGUAGUAGUAUCAGUAGUAGUAAUGGUAGUAGUAGUAGUGGUAGUAGUAGUAGUAGCUGUAGCAGCAGCAUACUGUUUGUGUAACGUUUGUAGCUUAGUAUUAUGGUGUACUGUCUUAUGUUCUAUGUGUGUUUUUAUUUUUCAUUUUGUGACAUAUGGUCGUUUUGUAGUGUUACUGUUAAGAGAAUGUGGCACUGGCUAGAAUGAAAAGAAAAAAACAUUGACAAACAUCUGCUAAAGUAAAAAAAAUAUUAGUGCCGUUAAAGGAAUUGGUGUUGACGCAUAGUGUUAAAACCGGUGUUGAUGUUGCAGUGUGUGCUGGUGCUGCAACAAGGCUCAGAGGUAUGCUGCGCUGAUGCAAUCAGUAGCUGUUACUAGAUCAUUGAUAGAUCCGUUGUGCUGAUGUAAUAUUUAUUUCUUUUAAUGAGGCGCAAUGAUCACUUUUACGGAAGGAGUAUACAAUCAACUGAAUCGAUCUCAUUGAUAUUAUUGUUAUAUUAUAUAAUAUGUUAUAUUAUAAAUAUUUAUUUUAGCAAAACCCCGGAAAGAUGAAAAUCAAAGUUGGUUCCGUUAAUAUAUUAGAUGAACCUGAAAAAUGUAAAGUAUUUAGUUUGACGCAGAGCUAUUUCGCCAAUUUCUCACGCUUAAUUGAUUACAUAUCGAUUUUGCUGAUUGAGGUACAAAUAAUCAGUUGAAUCGAAUCCUUUAUAAUAGUGUUCUGUAUUUUGUUUCCAACUUUGGAAGGAUGUAAGCUGAAGUUUAUCCCAGCAGGAUUUGAAUUCAGAAUCACGAGAAAUGAAACUAAAUAUUGUAAACAAGAAAACCCGACCUCUUCAUCACGCAUGUGACUGAUGUACUGUCGAGAGAAAUAUGAACAUCACAACUCGUUUCAUCUAAAUUUUGGAAAGUAUUUCAUUUGGCGCCCAUCUCGAUUGGAUGUGUUCCAUAAUCUUUUUGCUUACCAUCUUCCAUUAAAACUUUGGUUCUUCAAACUAACCCGGAAAAGCAAAGGGCAAACUUUCCGAAGCUGUCCUCCCUGAGACAAUAUUUCAAAACCAGGGGAAAUUGUUAUGCACGGUAAUCAACAUAUUAUUAGAAAAAUAUAAUUUUGUACUAAAGCCUUAUUGAACU
Molecule: messenger RNA, 3939 nt
Organism: Octopus sinensis (East Asian common octopus)
Lineage: Eukaryota; Metazoa; Mollusca; Cephalopoda; Octopoda; Octopodidae
Product: small conductance calcium-activated potassium channel protein 2-like
Exons: 2
Coding region: 56-1456 (466 amino acids)
Biological process (GO): potassium ion transmembrane transport
Cellular component (GO): neuron projection; neuronal cell body; plasma membrane
Molecular function (GO): calmodulin binding; small conductance calcium-activated potassium channel activity
Source: RefSeq, a predicted model, not a curated record